Molecule: messenger RNA, 803 nt
Organism: Melitaea cinxia (Glanville fritillary)
Lineage: Eukaryota; Metazoa; Arthropoda; Insecta; Lepidoptera; Nymphalidae
Gene: Pfdn4
Product: probable prefoldin subunit 4
Exons: 3
Coding region: 127-534 (135 amino acids)
Biological process (GO): protein folding
Cellular component (GO): cytoplasm; prefoldin complex
Source: RefSeq, a predicted model, not a curated record
CAAAGUGUGUCAAACUCAAAAGUUAGGUUAUAGUUGGCUUUUUGGUUGACUUAUAACACCUUUUGGUUACAAAACAUUACUUUACUAGCUUAUUACGAAAGAUAAAGACUUAAAAACAAAUAAAACAUGGCAAACUCCGGAAAAGGCACUUUUCAGCCGGAUUCAGAUGUUCACAUUUCUUAUGAAGAUCAACAAAAGAUAAAUAAAUUUGCUCGACUGAACGCCAAAGUCGACGAUCUUAAAGAUGAACUAAAGAUUAAGCAAAAUGAUAUGAAAAACUUAGAAGAAGCUGUAGAAGAAUUAAGUUUGGCUGAUGAAUCUGAUAAAAUUCCUUACCUUGUUGGAGAAGUCUUCAUAUGUCAAAGCCUCGAAGACACAUUAAAAUCGUUAGAAGAAAAUAAACAAAAGAAACAGAAUGACAUAAAUGAAUUAGAAGGCAAAUGUGAAGAAUUAAAAUCUCUUAUGAGUGAACUAAAAGCCCAUUUGUAUGGGAAAUUCGGAAGUCACAUUAACUUAGAAAAUGAAGAAGAUUAGUCUCUUAUUCUAUAUAGGUCCUGUUAUAUUUAUUAUUUAAUGUACCAUUUCUUCAGGUUUGAUAGAUUCACUUUAAAUUGGAAAUGUAUCACUACAAAUACAAGACAUUUAAAACCACUAUGUUAAAUAUAUGUUUUUUUAAGGUAAAAAAGCAAUGACUAAAAUAAUUUACAUAAAAAUGUUUAAUUGUUCCCUCUCUUGAAACUUAUUAUUAACUUCAAUUUCUAAUAUUCACUAUAUAAAAAAUAAAAUUAUUUGUAAAGCCAGAU